This is a messenger RNA of Acanthoscelides obtectus, 2740 nucleotides long. The record is from the annotation of a GenBank genome assembly. NCBI's taxonomy places the organism in Eukaryota, Metazoa, Arthropoda, Insecta, Coleoptera, Chrysomelidae.
CAUCACUAUUCGGGUUACGUCAAUCUGUCACUGUCACUGCGAAUCACAAACCUAUGACGUUUAAGAAUACCACCUGUGCAGAAAAAUAAAAAAACAAUACAAAAAUUUGUUCAUAUACCUGUUUAUUUCGUGUAUUUUGUGGAAAAAUGUAUAGAAUUUCAAUGUCCUUAUUACCGAAAGAUCUAUAAACGCAAUAAAUGCUAUGCAUAUAAGUUAUUUUUCAUAGUGUUGAAAAGUGUGUGCGUGUCCAGUGUGCCGGUACCGGUUUACACGUUUUUUAGCUAUUUUCUAAUAGAAUACUCAAAAAUGAAACAUGCGAACAAAAAAUCAGCCUCUCAUGUUCAACCAAGUGUUCAUGUACACAGCGCCGAAAAGCAGGAAACCCUGUUGACCCUUUCUAUACUAACGUUAGCCGCAAUUUUAUCUUUUGCAACAAGAUUGUUUUCUGUUCUGAGAUUUGAAAGUGUCAUACAUGAAUUUGACCCUUACUUCAACUACCGCACAACGAAGUACCUGGCUGAACAAGGUUUUUAUAAAUUCCACAACUGGUUUGAUGAUAGAGCAUGGUACCCUUUAGGAAGAAUCAUUGGAGGAACGAUCUACCCUGGUCUGAUGGUGACAUCCGCUGCCCUAUACCACCUGAGUUGGCUCCUUCACAUCAAUGUGGACAUCCGCAACGUGUGCGUGUUUCUGGCACCUCUCUUCUCCUCUUUCACGACCAUAAUCACCUACCUGCUCACCAAGGAAGUGCACAAUGCUGGAGCCGGGUUGGUAGCUGCAGCAUUUGUAUCCAUCGUGCCUGGCUACAUCAGCAGAUCAGUGGCAGGAAGCUACGAUAAUGAGGGUAUUGCAAUAUUUUGUAUGCUGUUGACGUAUUACGCGUGGAUCAAGGCGGUCAAGACGGGUACUAUUAGAUGGGGAGCAUUUGCUGCAUUGGCGUAUUUCUAUAUGGUUUCUUCAUGGGGUGGAUAUGUCUUCCUAAUAAACCUGAUACCUCUGCAUGUGUUAACCCUGAUGAUAACUGGAAGAUUUUCACAUCGAGUAUAUGUAGCCUACAGUACCUUGUAUUGCAUAGGUACUAUUUUGUCCAUGCAAAUAUCUUUUGUUGGCUUUCAACCUGUCCAAAGCUCCGAGCAUAUGUUGGUAAGAAAUAUUUAUAUAUUAUACAAGAAAGAUGAAUUAAUGCUCUCAUUUCGUUCUGUUGCCUCUCAAAGCAGAAUCUAGCAAUCUGGGUACUUGGAGACAGGGAUUCGAUUCCUAGUAGUAGCUAAUCAAGUACACCUGUAUUCUUGUUUUUAAUGACUUCAAAUGGCAUAAUAUGCAAUAACAAUGCUAUGAAAUCUAUUUUAUUUUAUUUUCAGGCUCUAGGUGUUUUCGGCCUCUGCCAGAUAGUAGCGUCCGUAGACUAUAUGCGCAGCAAAUUAUCCAGAGCUGACUUUGAAACUCUCUACACGUUCGUUUUCUAUUCAGUCGGCAUUGUUACUUUGGCAGUCGGCACAAUACUCAGCAUAUCAGGAAAGAUAUCUCCGUGGACGGGUAGAUUUUAUUCUCUCUUAGAUCCGUCUUACGCCAAAAAUCACAUUCCUAUCAUCGCCAGUGUGUCGGAACAUCAACCUACCUCAUGGAGUUCCUUUUACUUUGACCUGCAGAUUCUAGUGUUUCUGUUUCCCGCGGGAUUGUACUUCUGUUUCAAGCAACUGACAGAUUCGAAUAUUUUCUUGAUUUUGUAUGGGAUUACAAGCAUCUAUUUUGCGGGAGUGAUGGUUCGUUUGAUGCUAGUCCUAGCUCCGAUAAUGUGCAUCUUGAGUGGAAUCACAGUCUCCCACCUGCUCACCAAGUUCAUGAAAAACGUCGUAGAGCAACCCAAACAAGCAGAACAUAAGAAGUACAAAAAGAUGGAGGCAAACAGUACCUUCAAGAACGAGAUUGCGACCACUUUUGUGGCUGUCACGUGCGUUUUACUAAUAUCGUACACUUUCCAUUGCACUUGGGUGACCUCUGAGGCCUACAGCUCGCCUAGUAUCGUGUUGAGUGCUAGAUCACAUGAUGGUGGAAGGAUCAUCUUCGAUGAUUUUAGGGAGGCCUAUUACUGGUUAAAGAUGAACACCCCAGAAGACGCCCGAGUAAUGUCCUGGUGGGACUACGGCUACCAAAUAACAGCCAUGGCCAAUCGAACGAUUCUUGUAGACAACAACACGUGGAAUAACACGCACAUCAGUCGCGUUGGCCAAGCGAUGGCGAGUAGCGAGGAAAAAGCUUACGAGAUUAUGCGAGAGUUGGACGUUGAUUAUGUGCUCGUCAUCUUCGGAGGUCUCACCGGCUAUAGCUCAGAUGAUAUCAACAAGUUCUUGUGGAUGGUCAGGAUUGGAGGAAGUACCGAGAAAGGAGCUCACAUAAAAGAAUGGGACUAUUAUUCCCCAACUGGCGAAUUUCGCGUAGACAAAGAAGGAUCUCCAACAUUGCUCAAUUGUCUGAUGUACAAAAUGUGCUACUACCGAUUUGGACAAGUAUUUACUGAAGGUGGGAAGCCUGGAGGUUACGAUCGAGUUAGAAGCGCAGAAAUAGGAAACAAAGACUUCGAAUUGGAUGUAUUGGAAGAAGCGUACACCACUGAACAUUGGCUGGUUAGGAUAUAUAAAGUUAAGGACCUUCCAAAUAGAGGGGUGUGAUUUUUGUAUGUUGUUUUUCUAUUUUUUCAUUUUUUAUAGUUUACUAGUAAAUACAGUGAAAAGUACAAGUG